AUGGUGCUGGAACUGGAUGAACUUGCCAGUGGCAUAGCGAGGAGAGGUGCCUCGGGUGCCUCUGGUGGCCCCAGUGCACCAGUUGCUUCAGCUGCAGGCAGCUCACCGGUGGCAGAGAAGAAGGAGAAGGAGAAGAAGGAGAAAGUCGCUAAAGAAAAACCUACAUGGGGUGAGCCUGGAAAGGGAAAAGAAAAAAAAGAGAAAGCAAAAACCAAAGUUGUAGAGGAGGAGAUCGUGCAAACUCCUCAUGGUGAAAAGAAGGACAUGACUCGAGCAAUGGCACAAGCUUACAAUCCAAAGGCUGUUGAAUCAGCAUGGGAUGCAUGGUGGGAGAAGAGAUCUUUCUUUACACCAGAUGCUAAGGCUGUCCAAGGCAGUUGCGAGUCAAAGAGGUUUGUGAUGGUGAUUCCUCCACCCAACGUGACCGGGAAGCUGCAUUUGGGACACACCUUGACAGGCGCCAUCGAAGAUGCUCUUACACGAUGGCACCGCAUGUGCGGCAAUGCCACUCUUUGGCUGCCAGGUGUUGACCAUGCCGGCAUUGCCACUCAGAGUGUUGUGGAGCGCCGUUUACUCAAAGAAGAGAAAUUGACUCGCCAUGAUUUGGGUCGAGAGGCUUUCCUGAAGCGUGUUUGGGAGUGGAAAGAGAUGAAUGCAGGCCACAUCAAAAAGCAGUUGCAACGAAUAGCAGCAUCAGUGGACUGGACCCGUGAGCGUUUCACCAUGGAUGAUCGUUGCGCGAGGGCUGUAGAGGAGGCAUUUAUCCGAUUUCAUGAUCAGGGCCUUAUCUACAGAGACAAUCGCUUGGUGAAUUGGUGCCCAUACUUGAGAACUGCAUUGUCGGAUCUUGAAGUGGAUCAUGAAGACAUUGCUGGUAAGACUUUGGUGAGCAUUCCAGGCUUUGAUGACAAGGUAGAGGUUGGCGUGCUUUGCGAGUUCAAGUACAUGAUCAAGGGAACCAAAGAUGCCUUGACUGUAGCAACUACACGAUUGGAAACCAUGCUGGGUGAUACAGCCGUGGCGGUUCAUCCAGAGGAUGAAAGAUACAAAGCCUUCCACGGCAAGGAGAUUGAACAUCCAUUCUUCCCUGACCGGAAGAUGGUGGUGAUUGCAGACACCAUGGUUGACAAGGAGUUUGGCACGGGCUGUGUGAAGAUCACCCCGGCCCAUGAUCACAACGACUUUAAAUGUGGUGUGCGACACGGCUUGAAGCAGAUCAACGUCUUCUCAGAAGAUGGCAAUAUCAACGAGCUUGGUGGAGAAUUCAAAGGCCAGCAUCGCUUCAAGGCACGAACUACUGUGGAGGAAGCACUGAAGAAGAAGGGACUUUGGGUUGGCAAGAAGUCUCACUCCAUGCGCUUGGGCUUUUGUUCCCGCUCCAAAGACAUCAUCGAGCCCUACUUGAAGCCUCAAUGGUGGAUGAAUUGCCAGGAUCUCGCUGAUCGAAGUGUGAAGGCUGUGAGGAAUGGUGAGUUGAAGAUUCUUCCAGAAUUCCAUCAUCAGACUUGGUACCAUUGGCUAGAGAAUAUUCAGGAGUGGUGCAUCUCACGCCAGCUUUGGUGGGGUCAUCGCAUCCCGGCUUACAAGGUGGUGAAACCAGAGCAAAAGGAAGAGAAGUGGUAUACCGGCAGAUCAAAAGAGGAGGCUGCAGCAAAGGCUGCCAAAGACUUGGGACAGAAGGUGGAAGUAGAGCAGGAUGAAGACGUUUUGGAUACCUGGUUUUCCUCCGGUCUUUUCCCUUUCAGUGUCUUUGGAUGGCCAGACACUGAGAACAACGAUGACUUCAAGGCCUUUUUCCCUACUUCGUUGUUGGAAACAGGCCACGACAUUUUGUUCUUUUGGGUAGCACGCAUGGUGAUGAUGUCCCUGGGCCUGACGGGAAAGCUCCCGUUCCACACCGUCUACUUGCAUGCCAUGGUGCGGGAUGCCCACGGCCGGAAGAUGUCGAAGAGCUUGGGCAACGUGAUCGACCCCUUGGAGGUGAUCGAUGGCAUCGACCUGGAAAACCUCCACAAGAAGCUCUAUGAAGGGAACCUCCCUGACAAGGAGAUUGAGAAAGCCAAGAAAGGUCAAGCGCAAGACUAUCCUGAUGGGAUCCCUGAGUGUGGUGCAGAUGCCUUGCGCUUCGGCUUGUUGGCUUAUACCCUUCAAGGAAGGAACGUGAAUCUCGACAUUAACCGCGUGGUCGGCUACAGACAAUUCUGCAACAAAGUUUGGCAAGCCACAAGGUUUGGCCUGCUUUAUUUUGGAGAUGACUUCACCUUUCCAGGUGCUUUGCGUCCAGAUCUUCCUUUGGCAUGGGAGGACAGGUGGAUCAUUUCAAGACUCUCCUUUUGCGCGCAGAAGACCAAUGAAAGCAUGGAGAAGUACGAGUUUGCCAAUGCCACAACGGCCACAUACAGCUUCUUCCUCUAUGAGCUCUGUGAUGUGUACCUGGAGCUGUUGAAGCCCCGUUUCCAUGGUGAGACCACAGAUGAGAAUGUCCUUAAAGAUCGGGAUGUGGCUCGACAAGUCUUGUACAUUUGCCUUGACUGGUCGAUGAGAUUGAUGCACCCAUUGCUUCCAUACCUUACUGAGGAGCUCUAUCAACGGCUGCCUCCCUCUCCCACCAAAUGUGAGAGCAUCACCAUUGCUCCCUUCCCUGUGGGUGUGCAUGCUUGGAGGAAUGAAGCCUUAGAGAAGGAAAUGGAAGUCACCAGUGAGAUUGCGAAGCAGUUCCGCUCUCAAAAGACCUCCCUCGGCUUCAAUCCAGGUGCCCGGCCUGAAGCCUAUAUCAGGCAUACGGAGGAGGACUCCCGGGUGCAGAUCGAGAAGUUGAAGAGUCAGAUCUCUCGCAUGGCUGCAGUAGGAGCGAUUCAAGUCCUCAAAGCUGGUGCAGCUGAUCCACACGGCACUAUGCGGGAUGUGGUGAAUGAGAAGUGCCUGAUCUACACCAAAGUGGAGGGUUUAGACUUGUCUGGUGAGAAGGCAAAGCUUCAGAAAAAGGUGACCUCUGCUCAAAAGAUGGUGGAGUCCUACAAGCAGAAGAUGUCUGUGGAGGGAUACGAGGAAAAGGUGCCGGCCAACGUGCGGGAGCAGAACAGUCAGAAGAUGCAGGCUUCCCAGAAAGAACUGGAGGAGCUCCAGAGGGCUUUGCAGAGUCUUGAGCAGGCCAUGAAUGGCAAAUAA
Messenger RNA from Durusdinium trenchii, 3168 nucleotides. NCBI's taxonomy places the organism in Eukaryota, Dinophyceae, Suessiales, Symbiodiniaceae. The record is from the annotation of a GenBank genome assembly.